AUGUUGUCCCUCCAAUCGCUUGCCGCAUUGGUAUGCAAUGUCAUCGUCCACCUGCUGUUUCUGAAUGGAGUUGCUCCUUUGCUGCUUCGGAGCACAGUGGUGGCCGCCUUGUCCGUCUCGCAUACUCAGUCCUCUCGCCUGCUUGAAGCACGCGCAAACGAGUCCUGCCGGGACCCUUUGGUGCGCACAGAAUGGUACAUCAACUUUUCCAACCAAGUCAUGUUUCUGAUAUUUACCAAAUUCAUUGAUAGGCGCAGAAUGUCGGCAAAUCAACAAGACUCCUAUAUUGCCGCAUUAAAGUGCAUGCUAGAAAAACCAGCAGAGGAGUACCCCGUCGUCCCAGCUGCAAGUAACCGCUAUGAAGAUUUCGUGGCAGCACACAUAUUCAGUGUCUGGAAUGCGCACUAUGUGGGAGCCUUUUAUCCUUGGCAUAGAUGGUUCUUGUUUCACUUUGAGAAAGAGCUUCAGUCGUGCGGGUUCCAGGGAGGGCUACCGUACUGGGACUGGACACUCGACACGACCAGCGAGCAGAAAUUCCUGGGCUCUCCCAUUUUUGAUACCGUCCGAGGCUUUGGCGGCAAUGGAGAGUACGUGCCGACGAACCAGCUGACGCCAGCGCCGACGAUGCUCCUCGCUUCUCGGCCAAAAUUAUUGGCGGCCAAUCGAACGGGCGGCGGCUGCCUCGUCGAUGGCCCCUUUUCCGGCUUGUCGUCGGAGCUGGGCCCGCGGGAUAACCUCAAGAAGAUGGGACGACAUUGUGUCACCCGCGAUCUAGGAUACGCGUACAUGUGGAACACGACCGACCUGAACCUCGUGAACACCGCGAUGAAGUUCCCAAACUUCGGCCUCUAUGGGAACAAGACCGAGUUCUCGUACCACGCGGGCGGCCAUUGGGCUAUUGGCGGUGAAUAUGCGACAAUGAGCGACAUGUGGGCUUCUCCGUUGGAUCCCAUCUUUUUUCUUCACCACUCCAAUCUCGACCGUGCUUGGUGGUCCUGGGAGACUCGGGACCUUGAUGUUCGCGUAGACGACAUUUCUGGUCCUCUAUUUACCCAAGAUUAUCACAAUAAGGAAGGAGGCAACUAUACCAUCGAUUCGAUCAUCCGGCUCGGCGUCACCAGUCCAGUGGAAGUUAGGAUUGGGGACAUUAUGCACAUACAGCAAGGACCGUUGUGCUACACAUAUGAUCAACUCUAUUAG
This is a messenger RNA of Pestalotiopsis fici W106-1, 1200 nucleotides long. RefSeq lists its product as uncharacterized. Bases 1 to 1200 code for a protein of 399 amino acids. The record is from RefSeq and is a predicted model, not a curated record. NCBI's taxonomy places the organism in Eukaryota, Fungi, Ascomycota, Sordariomycetes, Amphisphaeriales, Sporocadaceae. The transcript is spliced from 3 exons. Gene Ontology annotation, molecular function: oxidoreductase activity.